This is a messenger RNA of Suillus paluster, 1920 nucleotides long. RefSeq lists its product as uncharacterized. Bases 1 to 1845 code for a protein of 614 amino acids. Lineage: Eukaryota; Fungi; Basidiomycota; Agaricomycetes; Boletales; Suillaceae. The transcript has 10 exons. The record is from RefSeq and is a predicted model, not a curated record.
AUGGCGCAGGCAAAUUGCUCAGAGACUGUGAAAGAGGCCGUCCAGGCCAACAAGGACCACCAACACGCCUUAAAAGUAUAUACCGAAAGACUCGAGGCAGAGCUUCACACUGUAGACAAACUCCUGGAAACUGCCGAUGCUGAUCUAGACGGCGAACCAGAUAUCGAUGUUGGAGGCUACGUCCUCAUCCCAGGCUCCGUCAAGGCAUCUGGACUCUUGACACCGAAUGAAUUGCUUUCAGAGAACUCUCCGUUCUAUGAGGAGGCUGCACGACGUAGUCGAUAUCUCAGCUUGACAGAGGUUCAUUCCAUGACCAAAAAGGACCUUGAAACUCUGAGGGAAGCUGUGAGGACCGAAAACUACCGCAUGCACGCUCUGGAUGCUCAAAGGAGAGGCAAUCCUGUUUUUGCAAGUUUGAGUGAUCAACCACAAAACUAUCUCGAGCUGAAUAAAGAGGGCCUUGAUUGGGAUCGCAUCGCAGAGAAGGUUUCUUCAGCAUCCAUGUAUACGCGUACACCAAGAGAGUGCGAGAUACGCUGGCUGGGCGAGCAGCACCCAGAUUUCAAUCAUGGUCCUUGGACAGAAGACGAAAUCACCAAACUCAAAGAAAUCGUCGCCGAAUACGGAGACGAACAAGUGGACUGGGAGGCAGUGGUGGAUAAACUCGGGACUAAACGAACGCCGCUGGACUGCAUGAUACAUGGCACGACGCGAAAGAUUCAUCUGUGGACCCCGGAGUCUGACGAGCUUCUGUUGAAAGCUGUUGCUACUUUUGGUCACGAUAACUGGUCUGUAGUUGCCUGUCAAGUCUCCGAAGAUGCUACCCCUGGCCAGUGCCAGAACCGCUAUCAACGCACUGUUGACCCUGCUCUAAAGCACAAAGCAUGGUCCGAUGAAGAGGACUCGCGUUUGCGUCUCGCAGUCCAAGCGCAUGGUACUUCCUGGGUGGAUGUCGCAUCGUUUGUGCCAGGUCGUCAUAAUGAUCAGUGUCGUGAUAGAUGGAAUGAUAUCCUUAACCCUACGGUAACCAAAGGGAAAUGGACCGAAGAAGAAGACCGGGAUCUUUUGGCCGUAGUACAGCGAAUAGGGAUUUCAAGCUGGAAGGAGAUCAGCAAUCAGCUGGGCAAUGGACGCACCGAUAGCAUGUGUCGAAACAGGUAUAAUACUCUCCAACGGCCAAAGCCAACCAAGAUGCAACCUCAAACAGCAACUUUCAGCGUAAUCGCUCAACCGUCGAUGGACAUCGCAGCAGAGUCUCGAAAGAGAAAAGCAUUAACCCCUGCUGACGAGUCCACGAAUGAAUUCGUGCCCUCUGAGGAUGCGCCAGAGCCUAGAACGGCAGGUAUACAUGUAACCACGCGGACGGCUGAUUCGGCCAUAAUGUUCCUUGAUCCGGUCAUCAGCGUCGAUCCUGAAACUCACAAGAAACGCACCCGAGAAGUUCUAGGGAUGGCCAGCAGCAAGACAUCGGCAAAGGCGAAGUCAAAGACAAAGAAUUCUGUCGCUACAACCACCCCCGAGGACGUUGGCGAUCCAUCUGCAUCUACCAAAAGAGGCGGAAGAAAGAAAAAAGCUCAUAUACAACCUGCAUCCGAAGAAAUGCCAGUCAAGAAGGCUCCCCGUCCUAGAGCCCGACCCAUCCGCACCAACAAGGAUGCCGCGCCUGGUACUAUGGUUUUGGAUUUAGGGCCUUCCAUCUCAGUGAACCACAGUGGGACUACAGAGAGCAACGGUCAAGCUGGGCCAAGCACUCUGAAUCCUGGAGGCCCUGAACUUGUGGUCCAGUGCUGUCAUGUUAGUGAAAUGGGCUUACGACCGCCGUCGCCGUCGCAUCGAAUGGGAUAGGUGCUCCUGAAUGUUGAGGUUUCAUAACGAUAUCUUUUUCUCCGUCCAAAAGUAUUCAUGAGCCUGAAAUGAUAC